This is a messenger RNA of Armigeres subalbatus, 4830 nucleotides long. RefSeq names its product prolow-density lipoprotein receptor-related protein 1-like. The annotation marks the transcript as partial. NCBI's taxonomy places the organism in Eukaryota, Metazoa, Arthropoda, Insecta, Diptera, Culicidae. The transcript has 7 exons. Gene Ontology annotation, cellular component: signaling receptor complex; plasma membrane; apical plasma membrane. The record is from RefSeq and is a predicted model, not a curated record. Gene Ontology annotation, biological process: receptor-mediated endocytosis. Gene Ontology annotation, molecular function: hormone binding; protein binding.
GUGCAACAACGGCCGCUGUAUCCCAACAUCGUGGCGCUGCGAUGGUGAGGACGACUGCCACGACGGAGAAGACGAGAAGGAAAACUGCAAACAACCGGACGUGGCCAAGUGUGAGGCUUCGUACUUCCGUUGCAACAACUCCAAAUGUAUUCCUGGACGGUGGCGGUGCGACUACGAGAACGAUUGCGGCGAUAACUCUGACGAAACAAACUGCAUGAUGCGCAACUGUUCAGAAUCGGAGUUCCGCUGCCGAGAUGGGCACUGCAUCAGAGGUAUCCGGCGAUGCGAUGGGGAGUACAACUGCGCCGAUCAUAGUGACGAGGAGGAUUGCGAUGUGAGCUGCAAACCGGACGAGUUCAAGUGCACGAACCAUAACGUGUGUGUAAGCAUGAGCUUCAUGUGCGAUGGCGAUAACGACUGCAUCGAUGGUUCGGACGAAGAGAAUUGCGAGUGUCACGAGGACGAGUACCGUUGCGACAAUGGAAAAUGCAUCCUCAAGAACUGGGUUUGCGAUGGAAUCGAUGACUGUUUCGACCGCUCGGAUGAGAAGUUCGAGUACUGCCAGCAAAACGGAUGCAACAAACGUGCCUUCAAAUGUAGCAAUAGUAACUGCAUCCGCAAGGGACUGGCGUGUGACAACAAGGACGAUUGCGGAGAUAACAGCGACGAGAAGACAAGCCUGUGUCAGAAAUGUCCGAGCGGGACGUUCCGCUGUAGCAGCGAUUCCAAGUGCAUUCCCAGUAAUUUGCGAUGCGAUGGUCAAUCGAAUUGCAUUGACGAAUCCGAUGAACUCGGUUGUGUGAGGAUGGAUUGUGGAUUUGGAUCUUGUAGUCAGAUGUGCUUGGUUAAGAAGGGGUAUUACAAUUGUCAGUGUGCCGCAGGCUAUCGCAAAGGACCGCUGCGCAACGAUACUUGCGUUGCAACCGAAGAGGAAGGCUUGCUUCUGGUUUCGUCCGAAUCGGACUUCAGAAGUAUCUACCAAGGCACAACGGUGAUGGGAUUCCUGCAGACGAACUCUAAGAAGAUUGAUCGUUUUGACUACUCCAUAACCAAGCAUAACAUAACGCUGUUCUGGGUGGACAGUCUGGACAAAAGUCUGCAGAAGGUGUACAUGGACACUUCGGUCAAAGUUGAAGAAGCGGUAGAGGGUCCACACAGCGCUUACCCUAGAGCAUUGCCAUCACACGAUCGUAUAAAGACGCUUGAUGGAAAACACUCGACCGUAAUACUGAAAGAUCAGAAGGUCAUACCGCUGGCGAUCGCAUGCGAUUGGUUGACAGAGCACAUCUACGUCAUUAAUAAGAAGCUAAGUAACAUAUUUGUGAUAACGUUCAACGGCACCAACCAGACGACGCUGACGGCGACAGGCAAACAUCCGAUCGACAUUGUCGUCGAUCCAGUCAAUCGGGUGAUGGUUUGGUCGGUCAUGGAAGCGAUCAUUCUGUCUGGAAUGGAUGGCUACAAAAAGCAAAAACUAGUUCAGGCCAAUAUCGAGUGGGCGUCCGGACUGGCCAUCGAUCAAACCACCAACCGUCUCUAUUGGGCGGACUAUCGCAAGAGUACGAUCGAGACGUGUCUGCUAAUGACCGGGGGCGAUCGUCACGUCAUACGUGAGCUGUACGACUACACAAAGCCAAAGCUAUUGGAUUUGUUUGAGGAUAGCAUCUAUGUGAUAUUGUACAAUCAAAGUAUUCUCAAGUUGAACAAGUUCGGGCGGGACAACGGUACGGAGGUGUUCCAAGGCACGCGAGGAUACAGAUCAUCUGAUCUGCAUUACAUACAUCCGUUGAAGCAUAACCGUAAAGUUUCCAACCCUUGCACCAUGUACCCCUGUCACGAAUCGGCCGUCUGUCUCCUAUCGAUCGAAGAACCUUUGGGUCGGCAUUGCCUCUGCCCAGACAACCAUAAGAUCGUCAAUCAAACGUCCCCGGUAGUACAGUGCGCCAAGGAAUCACCCAUGGAGUGUAAGCUUCCGUGCAUCUUUGGCAAGUGCGUCAUCGAAAACGGCCAGCAACGGUGCCAGUGUUCUGGUCUGUUUGACGGCAAGUAUUGCGAGCACUACACCUGUUCCCAGUACUGCAAAAACCGAGGCGAAUGCUACAUCUUGAAUGACGUGCGCAAGUGUUUCUGUUUGCCACAGUGGACCGGAGAUCGGUGCGACAUCUCUACGGAAGCGUGCUUGCAGCACUGCCACAAUGGAGGAAAUUGUUCCAUCUCGAACAAUGGCAGUCUGUCGUGCAGUUGUCCGGAGGACUACAGCGGAGCGCAGUGCGAACAUUGUUCUAACUUUAAGUGUGAGAAUGGUGGAAUUUGUAGGAAAACUGCCACUGAUAGAGAUCAAUGCGAGUGUCCGGAUGGAUUCAGUGGUCGUAGUUGCGAGGUCAAUAAUUGCGCUAAUUAUUGCCACAACGGAGGUGGAUGCGUUAUCGAAAAAGGAUACCCCAAGUGCAGCUGUCCGGACGGCUCGUACGGAGAUCGUUGCGAGAAUCAGAACUGUAAGGAACUAUGCCGCAAUGGUGGAUUCUGCAUGACUGGUCCAAAGCCGUUCUGCAGCUGUCGGAAGGGUUACGAGGGACAGUUUUGUGAGAUCGAUCUCUGUGACAGCAGCGACAAUCGACCUGAAUAUUGUCCGCCGAUGCGUCCAACGCCGAGUCCGCUACCGACUCCGUGUGAGCAUUACAUCUGUAGCAACACCGGUCACUGUUUGGAGGUGCGCGGUGAACCGAUCUGCAACUGUACCAAUCAGUAUGGUGGCAAGCACUGCGAAAUGUACGUCGGUUACAACAAUCCGUGCAUAAACUACUGCAAGAACAGUGGUAUUUGCCAGUUGGAUGUGUACUCGGCGUGGAACGUGACGUACGUUCCCUCGUGCGUGUGUGUCGGAGAAUGGAGCGGAACACAAUGUGAGCGGCCACCGAACUGCAUCGACGAUUGCGGUACCUGUGUGGCCGGCAGCUCCAUCAACGAGUGCAUGUGCGAGGAUGGUUCGCUCAGCAUUUGUCUGAAGGAAAUUGCUGUUGCCGAAUUGGAGGGUCGAGAACGAGCCGGUUACACGCUGUCAAUUUUAGCGAUCGUGCUAUUUGUGAUACUGAUAGCGGUGGCCGGAUUUGGAGGAGCGCUCUACGGGCUGAAGAAACGUAGAGGCGGGCUUCCAUUUUCACACGCCCGGCUUACGGAGAACGUGGAGAUUACCAAUCCCAUGUAUCUGGGCGAUGUGGAAGAAGUGCCCUCAUUUGUACACGAGGACGAUAAGGCCCACUUUGCCAACCCGGUGUACGACUCGAUGUAUGCCGGCGGAGUGAACGUGCACGCUGACUCGUCCUCGAUACCGGGUAACAGCGCCCAUCCGCUGUUGAACGUGUCCGGUUCGGCCCCGGAGGAGAAGAAGGGCCUCCUCCAGCACACACUGGACGACUCGAACGCGCAGGACUUGUUAUGAUAUCGGUUGAAGAAAUAGUAGCAAAUGCGAUUCUAGAGGCUGAUCGCGAUGGGAAGAGCAACGGUCCGGUCCCUCUAGAAUAAGGUUCGUCAUUUGCCAGCUUUGUUUACUUUGUUCUCUGAUGAUGUAGGAAUAGUUAGAUGUAUGUUAUUUCUCUAUCAUAAUGUUAGAAAUAUGCGUUUAUUUCGUUACGCUUUGAUGAAGAAACAUAAAGAUAGUCAUUUUCUAAUUGUUAGACCCUGUUCUAGGUCAAAGAAAAAUGUUUCACAGGGAAUCUGUACAUAGUAUGUAAAAGUAAAUCUACAUCAGAACUCAUUUAACUUUAGUAGUAAGAUUGUAAAGUUUCAAAGAUCUCGAAAAACACUUUUAGUGAAUACGAGAUCGUGACUAUUUUUAUAUUUGCCUUUUAUCUGUUUACGAUAUUGAUUCAGUGAACGUAAAGAUAGACGAUGUAAAUUAGUAUCCAAUUGAAUCUAUGAUAGCUUCUAUUUCUGUUAGUUAGUCAAAGAUCAAACGUGGUGCCGUGGAGGUAGUAGGACAGAUCAUAAAGAUCACCCCAAUGAGCUUUAAACAACUUUAUGUUAAGUAAUCCAUAAUAAUCAUUCAUUGUACAUUCACAAUAUAGUAUCCAAUAAUAGUUAAUACUCCAGAAUUCUUCAUGAUCACCUUUUACUCGAAACCACGACGACGAAACGCCAUCAUUAAAAAGCGUUCAUUAUUAUAUUUCUCUUGAAUGACAAAGCAACAAUAAAAAUAAACACUAACCAUGAUGCGAAAUUUGUCCAUCCACUUUUUGAUAAUAAGAAAACCUUAGCAAAUAACAAUUGUUAAUAAAAAGAACAGAUCCAUGCUUGUUUGUAAACGAGAAAACUAAACGAAAACUCUAGAAAUUGAUUGUGAUUUUUAUAAAACAAACGUAAGUAAACGAAUCCUAUCGUUAAAUAAAUUAUUACUAGUUCAGAAAGAUUCUGUGAAACGAACAGUUAAAACAAAUAUUAGUUAGUAAAACAUAUUGUAAGGGAAGCAAAUCCUGUAAAGAAAUAGUUUAAUUCAGAACGAUAGCCAUUUCUAUCUUUUAAAUCGCGAACGAAACAAUAGAAUGCCAUAAAAGAAGAUGAUAUCGCAAACAAACUGCUCUAAUGCCAUAACGAAAUAUCAGUAAGCACAGUUUGCCAACACGGAAUAGCCAAACUCAUUGAAUAUCAGCAAACUAAACAGAUAAGCGCCGAUACAAUUGAGACUAGUUGUAAAAAUAUCGUUUUUGUACUCAACGCGCGAUUGAAGUAGAGUCAACUGUUGGCAGAAAUCGAACACCCAGACGACGUAGGACGAGAUUUUGUCACGAACAAAUUUAGGAAAAUCGUUUUAAAUAAAGACUGUAAUUUUGCAAA